Paramecium tetraurelia is the source of this 1563-nucleotide messenger RNA. RefSeq lists its product as uncharacterized. NCBI's taxonomy places the organism in Eukaryota, Ciliophora, Oligohymenophorea, Peniculida, Parameciidae. The transcript has 5 exons. The record is from RefSeq and is a predicted model, not a curated record.
AUGGAUCUUUAUGAAUUAAUGAAGCUUGUUCGACUGCUUCAAAAUCUCUUUAAACAACUUUAUUAUGCCAAUCCUAGAUCUCAACUUGUGUUGCUAAUAAUUUCGUUAUUAAGCCAAGAUUUGCCAAUAUAUUGUUCAGCCAAAAAGCAUCUGAAAAUUGCCAAGUCUAAUGAAUAGGAUCACUAACUUGCUUAUGGGCUAUCUGCAUCAUAUUGUAUUAACAAUGUUAUGCAUCAGCCAAAAAUGCUGAAACAGCAGGCUCAAUUUCUUCAGGAUAAUUCUCUGUUAUUCAAGUCAUUUAACUGUGUGUACAAACAAAUGGAUACAUAAGAAUCCAUGCAUUUCUAAUAAUGCCUCCAAAGAAUGCAUGAAUAAAUUUCUAAUUGUAAUAAAUUAGCCCAAAUUAAUUGUACAAUUGGAUCUAAAGUAAGUGGUGGUGAUUGUAAUUGGGAUGGAUUAAAUUAUGUUGAUAAAACUUGUACAAAUUUCAUAAAGAUUACUCAUAAUAAGUGUUAAUAUCUUCUUGAUCAAUGCGCAGUAAACAAUGGCUAAAUGAAUUGCUAAACUUGGUAAAAUUCAUGUUCCUCAUAUAGCAUUUAAGACAACUGUGUGAUUACAUCUUAAAUUAAGAAAUGCAUAUGGAUUGCCACUGCUCUUAGAAAUACAAUUUGUGCUCAUUUCCAUAAUACAUACAAUUCAGAUUAGGAAUGCUAGAGUCAUCCAGUUUCAGAUGAUACUUGCACUGUAGUAUACAAAAUCGGAGGAUUAGGAUUUGUUCUCAAAACAAAACUAAUUGUAAGGAUUAUAUAACAUAAAUCCAAUGUUAUCAAGACCAUCUCUAACUAUGCAGGAGUUGAUGAUUGCAAAUGGAGUAUGGAGAAAUGCUAUUCUUUGUCAACCUUUGCAGCAGGUGCUUGCUGGAACAUAUAGAAUUGGAUGCACAAAACAGGAUUGCUCCAAAAAAAAUGCAGUAGGUUCAACAUUCACAGAUUGCUAAGCAUUGGUUACAAUAUGAGCAGUAAAAAAAAAAGAUUACUGAAUGUAUUGUUAGUUAAUCUACUUGUUAAUGGAGAGCAAUCAGCAAGUUGUUUCAGAUUUACUGAUGGAUUGUGUGUAAGGAAUAGUGCUGUUCCUCCUACUUGUUAAUCAGUGGCUUAAGCAUCUGAUUAUGCACUUUAAACUGGAUUAACAGGCUUAGAUCAUUCUAAAUGUCAAGCCUAUAAUUCUCUUUGUACUUCCGUAAGUGAUGGAACUGGAUGCUAAAUAAUCAGUAAAGUUGUACAAGUUAUUCUAAAAUAAAUUCUUGUACAAUUACUACGAUAAGUAAUAAAUGCCUAUAUAAUGGUGGUUCUUGAAUCGCUAUAACUGCCAAGGCAAAUUACUCAACAAUAUUAACAGGAUCUUAAGCUCACUUUAAUGGAUAUGCUUCAAUUGGAGGUGGUCCUGCAUACUAAGAAAAAAUAUCCUGGAAUUGAUCUCGAUGCACAAAAUCAUCAACUGGAAAAUGUCAUUUAUACUUAGUUAUUGUUAGGAAGUGUAUUAAGUGAGUUACAUGAUAAAUGA